Messenger RNA from Exophiala spinifera, 1710 nucleotides. RefSeq lists its product as uncharacterized. The coding region runs from base 1 to 1710 and encodes 569 amino acids. Lineage: Eukaryota; Fungi; Ascomycota; Eurotiomycetes; Chaetothyriales; Herpotrichiellaceae. The record is from RefSeq and is a predicted model, not a curated record. The transcript is spliced from 4 exons.
AUGUCCGAGCCAGAGCACGACCGCGACGGCAUCAGCGAAAACCUUCGGUCUCGCCAACUACAAUCGGGCGAGGACAAAGCCAGCCUUACAGCACGGAUGUUACAGCCUCACCGGACUGCGAGUCGACUGAGCCCAGAAGAUCACCGGUGUGUCGGCAGAAGACCCCAGGCGAUACGCUAUGAGUUCGACUGUCCAUUAAUCGAACCCCAGUCAUGCAAGCCCGGGCCUGCAAAUGGCUGCGGCGCCCUUCAUCAAGAUUUUGACGACGAUCGCCCACAGCUGCCAUUAAGCUCGAUGCAAGUUCGACACCUCUUGCAGUGUUCAGCAAAGUUUCUGGGAUUCCGAGACCCUGGGCUUGUUGAUGUUGAAGAGCUACACGCCGUGUCUCGCCUUUACCUGGACACCUUGGUGGACCUGUCGCCUAGGGGUAUCUCAAUGAUGCUUACGAGGACUCGUUUACCGGUGGACACCAUUGCGUUGAUCUUUGCAGCUCUAGCUCUUGGAGCUGUGGCAAGUGGCGAGCUCGGUAGUGGCCGAUUCUACUUUGGGGUCUCGACUGACAUGGUGAAAUAUUUCGUGGGUCAACCAACGCUGAACCUCUGUCUGUCAUAUUUCCUGCAACAUCUUCUUGCCCUUCGUUCUGGAACUUCAUACUAUGCCCAGGGUAUGAUUUCACAGGCAAUUUAUGUCGCACACGAACUAGGGCUCCAGCAAAAUUCGCAUGGAGACCGCGGUCUCCUCCUCUUUCUGCUGAUCUACAUGGCAGACCAGUAUGGUUCUUGGCAACACAGCACCGAACCUCACAUUCAGGCAUCGAAGCUUGCUGAUCGACUCUUUGCUCCUUUGAUCGAGGCUCAACCUGAGCUUCAAGCAGUUGCCGAGCUAGUAACAAUAAACGGUCACGUAAUCGAACAGUCGUACAGGACUGUAAAUCUCCCGGAAGAUGAAAUACGGCGGCUCGAAGCAAAGAUAGGGGACCUGUGUCGGCAACAGAGAAUGCCCUUACAGCCUGGCAAUGGCAGCUGUCGAAGCGACUACGAGCUCGUCGCUCACAUCCACAUGCUGUGUUGCCGCCUAAAGCUUCGUGCACCAGGCCUUUCCAUUCAGUCUUCGUGGUUGUUGUCACUGUCAACCUGCAUUCAUGCCGCCCAGGGCGUUUUGACGGCAUACCUGCAGCUUUACCAGCCGGCGCUGAUCCGGUUGGCCACCCAAUUCAGUGUCCAAGAUCAACAGACCGACAAGCUACCAAUACCGAGGGUUGCAGCUCUUGCGGUUACCUGGAGACAGGUGAAAAGAAUAAUAUCUGCUGCUUUCAUGUUGAUAUUCGCCUACUGGCACGCUGAGCUCGUGCAUGACGAAGCUUCGCGGUACGUUGCCAUGGCGAGAUUACUACUUGAGUAUCCUCGUUCGAGGUGGGGUGAAGCUCUUGAUGAAGCAAUUCGGGCCUUGUCUGACAUUUCUGGGUUUGCCAACUUUUCCAUCUACAAGCAUAUGCAGGCGCUGCUUCCUGUGCAGAGCGAGAGUCUACUCCGAUCACUUUGCGAAGGCGCGCCCAUAUCAGACUCGUAUUAUCCUGACACGGCUCAACCGGACUCAGUGGAUGCUGUUGGUCUAGGACUUUCAUCCUGGCCCACGACGACCGCGUUUCCUUGGAGCGAUGAUGAUUUUCUGGGGUUCGAUUUCAGCUCAAUAGAGGAUCAGAAUUUAUAG